AUGGAUGUGACCGCCGAUGACCGGAGCGACCUUGAUGAGCUGCUGAACAUGCUUGAGACCUUUAUCAAGGAGCAUCGCGCUGACAGGCCGGUGCUGCUUGUGGCAGAGUCCAUGGGUGCGGUGUUGGCGCUGAAUUUGGCCUUCAACCAACCCAAGCUAGUUGAAGCUCUUUGUUUGAUCAAUCCGGCCACCAGCUACAGAAGAACGCCGUUGUCAUUGUUGGCGCCGUUGCUUCCAAGCCUACCGGAGAACCUCUAUGAGACCCUGCCAGCCGUGAUCACACCACUGGUUGGCCGAGUUGGCUGGUAUGAGGGAGUCAUUAGCUCCCAGCAAGUUGACUCCGCUGGCUCCAGCCCUUUGGAGAACUUCCUGCGCAUCAGCCGCGGCUUGAGCAAAGCGUUGCCUCCAGAAACCCUGCGCUUUCGUGAGUCUCUCCUGCGCAAGGGUUUGCGGCGUUUGGAGCCCAGGAUGGCGGAUCCACCGGCCAUUGUCACUCUCCUGGUGGCCGGGGAUGCGGACGCAGUUCUACCAUCAGUGGCCGAAACGGCACGCUUGCAGAAGUUGCUUCCAGGCAGCUUGGAUUUGGGGUUUCAAGCUUCUGCAGUUGCGAGAUAUUUCAGACAGAUGUAA
Molecule: messenger RNA, 630 nt
Organism: Durusdinium trenchii
Lineage: Eukaryota; Dinophyceae; Suessiales; Symbiodiniaceae
Source: the annotation of a GenBank genome assembly